AUGUUUUCCGAGAGCGGAGACAAGCUCCCGCCUCUCCCGCCCACAGUCUACCCCCGCCCCCUCCCAACCAGCACCAAGACGCCGGGAUACUACCUCGUCCUUCUAAUCUGCGUGGCCGUGUGUGUAUACCUAAUCUGGUUCGCUCUCUGGGGUCGCCUCAUCCCCGGCCCUUCUGGCCUCGUGUCCACUGUUCUCGCAGUCUGGGCCCUAGCAGAAGCCGUCUUCGGGGUGUACUACCAGUUCCUUGUGCGACGAGUACAGCCCGUCGCACCUCCGAGCACGAUCAAGCCCGAGGACCUGAGCGACCUAUUCCUCCGCGUCCUGCAUGCCGGCCUGGCAUACAGUUCCUCCAGCAGCCGAUACGUGCGUGAACGUACCGGACGUGACGUCGCGUCUACAUUGGCGCCGCCGGCCGAGAACGGUGCGGCUGGCGGGACUACUGGCCAGGCUGGCGCUCCGCACAUUGAGAGGAGGAAGCGCGGACGGCUGUAUUCCGCUGCGGCGGAUACGAUCGGCCUCGCGGAGCAGUAUAUGGACCCUAAUGAGGAGGAGGAUCCCCUAUUCGACCAGAAUGGGAACCCACACACUUUGGCGACUGAUGACCCGCUCGCAGUCGAGUUCCGGGAGCAGCUUCGGACGUGGUUCCACCACGCACCGUGGGAGAGUAUCUGCGCCGAGGACGUCCUCACCUGGCUUGCAUGGAGCACGUUUAACGAGCCGCUCGAGGCGGUACGUAUGCAGCCGAAGAAGAACCGCUUCCUCGACAGGACGUUAACAAUGCUCGAGGCGCGGACGGGCUCGGUCUUCCCGCCAGGCCGGUCCAGCGCGUCAAUCUGCCGCCUUACCCUCGACCCCGUCAACGUCGUCUCCCGCCCGUUCAUCAUCUACGCGAUCGCGAACAGCGUCAACUGGCUCCUCAGGACGCAGCUCUAUCCAUCUCGUGGGGUACAGCUCUACCGGGAGGGCGAGAUCGAUUAUCUCCUUCGUAUCCCACCGGGAUGGACGCCCGAGAAGGGGCGGACAGAGCGCAAUGCCGUUCCCGUCAUGUACCUCCACGGCCUCGGUUUCGGUCUCCUCCAGAACCACCUUCUCCUCAUCCACCUCAUCCAGUCGCUCCCGACCCACCCGCUUCUUGUACCGAUGGCACACCACACGGCGCAGGCCAUCUUUGACCCCCGCUAUCUGAAGCCGUGGACGCGGCCUCAGCUCGUCGCGAUGCUGCGCGGCGCAUGUGCGCGGUGGGGUUUCUUCGCUCCAGGUGACGACGGGCCAAAGGGUCGUGGAGGGAUCAGUCUGUUGUCGCACUCGAAUGGGAGCGUGCACCAUGGCUGGGUGCUCAAGGACGCACCCGAGAUGGUGCGGCGCAGUUGCUUUGUUGACCCCGUUGUGUUUAGUCUGUGGGAAGGAGAUGUCUGCUUCUCGUUUGUCUACCGUAAGCCGCGCAAGGCCAUCGAGCUCGCCCUGUACUACUUUGUCGCCAGCGAGGUGGGCAUUGCCAACUACAUUCAACGGCACUUCAACUGGUGCGACAACACGCUGUUCGUCGAGGAGAUCCCGAAUGCGCGCGAGGCUAGCCGCUCCGCCAUCUUCCUUGGCGGCGAGGACGUUAUCGUCGAUGUCACGCGUGUGCGGCGGUACCUCGAGCGCAACGGCGUCACCAGGGGAUUGCACUGGGACGCGGACGCGGGACACGGCGACGGCCUGAUUGGUGAGGCGCGCAAUCGUGUCGUCAUGUACGUCGGCACUGGGUCCACCCGCGGAUGGCAAGGCUGGAUCACUCGCGGGCGUCGCUCGCACUCGUUGGGUCAGUAUGAUCGGCCGUCCACCCCACGCGGCUCGGACGUGUCCGACACGGAGGGCGUGAAGAAGAAGAGCGAGCGCAGCGAGCCCUGGAAGGUGUCGAGAGACCACCUCGCCCGCGGCCUACGCCGCCGCAAGACUGGUCUGUAA
This is a messenger RNA of Cutaneotrichosporon cavernicola, 1950 nucleotides long. RefSeq lists its product as uncharacterized. The transcript is spliced from 6 exons. NCBI's taxonomy places the organism in Eukaryota, Fungi, Basidiomycota, Tremellomycetes, Trichosporonales, Trichosporonaceae. The record is from RefSeq and is a predicted model, not a curated record. Bases 1 to 1950 code for a protein of 649 amino acids.